Molecule: messenger RNA, 1396 nt
Organism: Myotis myotis
Lineage: Eukaryota; Metazoa; Chordata; Mammalia; Chiroptera; Vespertilionidae
Gene: G6PC2
Product: glucose-6-phosphatase catalytic subunit 2
Exons: 5
Coding region: 1-1068 (355 amino acids)
Biological process (GO): glucose 6-phosphate metabolic process; gluconeogenesis
Cellular component (GO): membrane
Molecular function (GO): glucose-6-phosphatase activity
Source: RefSeq, a predicted model, not a curated record
AUGGAUUUCCUUCAUAGGAAUGGAGUACUCAUUAUUCAGCAUUUGCAGAAGGACUACCGAGCUUACUACAAUUUUCUAAAUUUUAUGUCCAAUGUUGGAGAUCCCCGGAAUAUCUUUUCUAUUUAUUUUCCACUUUGGUUUCAACUUAAUCAGACAGUUGGAACUAAGAUGAUAUGGGUAGCAGUCAUUGGGGAUUGGUUCAAUCUCAUUUUUAAAUGGAUAUUAUUUGGUCAUCGGCCUUACUGGUGGAUCCAAGAAACUCAGAUUUACCCAAAUCGCUCAAGUCCAUGCCUUGAACAGUUUCCCACUACCUGUGAAACAGGUCCAGGAAGUCCAUCUGGUCAUGCAAUGGGCUCAUCGUGUGUCUGGUACGUCAUGGUAACAGCUGCACUGAGCAACACUGUCAGUUGGAUGGAUAAGUCAUCUACCACUCUGCACAGACUGACCUGGUCAUUUUUUUGGAGUAUUUUUUGGUUGAUUCAAAUCAGUGUCUGCAUCUCCAGAGUAUUCAUAGCAACGCAUUUUCCUCAUCAAGUUAUCCUCGGAGUAAUUGGUGGCAUGCUUGUGGCAGAGGCCUUUGAACACACUCCAGGCAUCCAAACGGCCAGCCUGAGCACAUACCUGAAGACCAACCUUUUCCUCUUCCUGUUUUCACUUGGCUUUUACCUGCUUCUCAGACUGCUUGACAUUGACCUGCUGUGGUCUGUGCCCAUAGCCAAGAAGUGGUGUGCCAACCCCGACUGGAUCCACAUUGACACCACGCCUUUUGCCGGACUCGUGAGAAACCUUGGGGUCCUCUUUGGCUUGGGCUUUGCAAUCAACUCAGAGAUGUUCCUCAGGAGCUGCCGAGGGGAAAACGGCUACAAGCUGAGCUUCCGGCUGCUCUGUGUCGUGGCCUCGUUGACCACACUACAGCUUUACCAUUUCAUCAAGAUCCCCACUCACACAGAGCAUUUAUUUUAUGUGCUGUCUUUCUGUAAAAGUGCGUCCAUCCCACUGACUGUGGUUGCUCUGAUUCCCUACUGUGUUCAUGUGCUAAUGAAACCAAGUGAAAAGAAGAUUGACUAGAGUGUGCAGAGUUAGUGCUCUGUGGUCCCAGGAGGCAGGCGCUAUUCACUUCUCAGUCUUCAGCAUCCCAACAGGAGCCCCAGUAUCAGGUCGCUUUAUCACCUUCAGAUGCUCUGGCUCUUGUGGGCAUCUUAGUGGCAGUCAACUCUAACCCCCUCAGUUUUCAGAUAAGGUAUUGAAGUCUCAUUUAGUUAACAUAACUCACUGUUGUCACACUGCUGUAAGGACGGGAAUUAGAACCCAAGUCUUCAGGCAAAUAUUCCCAUUACACUACGUUUUGUUUGUUCGUUUUCAAGAGGUAAUAAUUUGUAAGAUUUCAUGUCGAUUC